Molecule: messenger RNA, 2455 nt
Organism: Schistocerca gregaria
Lineage: Eukaryota; Metazoa; Arthropoda; Insecta; Orthoptera; Acrididae
Product: epidermal growth factor receptor substrate 15 homolog
Exons: 1
Coding region: 138-1787 (549 amino acids)
Biological process (GO): endocytosis; endosomal transport
Cellular component (GO): plasma membrane; cytoplasm
Molecular function (GO): calcium ion binding; protein binding
Source: RefSeq, a predicted model, not a curated record
UGCUUUAUAUUCCUGCUGUAAGUUUUAGGCAUUGAAGUGCUCAGAAAAAAACUCAGUGUGAUACACUCGGUUAGAUUUUUUUAGUGCAUGUUUGACUGUCCUUCGUCUGAGAAACAGCACUUUUCCGAGUUCAUCAGAUGAGCUUUCAGAAGACCCCGGGCUCGUUUAUACCUGUUGACAACACAUGGACGAUUACCGAAGAGGUAAAACAGAAGAGUAGGCAGUAUUUUAAGUCUAUUGAUGUUCAAAAUUCGGGAUUCAUUGACUCGAAUACUGCCAAAUAUUUCUUCUCUUUGUCAGGACUUACUAAUGCAGAGAUUACUAAGAUAUGGUCUAUAGCUCACAUUUCGAAGGAUCAGAAGUUAGAUUUUUGCAAAUUUCAAGUCACCAUGGCACUGGUGCUUGCAAAGCUGUCUGGAAAAGAAAUUCCCGACCAACUGCCCGCACCAUUACUAGAAUCAAUUAAUACGAAUAAUGGUUCUAGUUUUAUAGGUACUUUACCCCUGAGCAACUCCACUGAGUUUGCUGAGGGUGAUUCUUCAAGGAACACCCUUCUUCAAGAUGUGCCACCAAUCUCUUCUGGUCCGGAUACAAAUGCGACCGGAACGACAAACAGAAUAAGUGGUGCAAGCGAAAAUGUCAACGACGUCGCAAAGCAGUUGGGUAACGUCAAUAUAUCACCUCAAAUGAAUAAUAUAUCUGGGUUCAACGACCCUUCUUCGUUCGCUGGAUUCAGCCAACCACAGCCUGCUUCAGGGCAAAAUUUUCCAGAAAAACUAUCGUCAUCUGUUCCUACAGCAGUCGAUCAUUCUGCGCAUGAGAAUGCGGGCAAAGAUGCGUCAGAAAAUUUGAUUUUUGCACAUACUACCGAUCCGAAAAAGCACGUACAUUCCUCUGAUAACACCUUGCUGACAACGGCCGCCCAUGUGCCGCCUUCAAGACAACAGAUAGAUGAAGGCCCUUCUCGCAAUCUCCAGCCUUUAGACACGUUGCCCAAUGCAGAUAGCUACACAAUCACGCCAGAACAACUCAUCAUCUACGACUGGUAUUUCAAACGUCUAGAUGAAAGAAACAUGGGACUCGUACCCAAGGAGGCAGUCCGGGUAUUUUCCAGUCGUCUAGGUCUACCUGAUUCCAUUUUCGCCAGCGUGUGGGCCAUAGCUAGCGUCAACCGUGAUGUUCAAUUCUCCAAUAGAGAAUUUUUCAUUGUUUUUUUGCAUUUAGUCAAUCUUUGGCGAAGAGGGUACAAAUUACCGACUCAAUUACCUCAGCAACUGGCUAACACCCUGGUUAUGCCUAAUGUAAACCUGUACUCUUCCCGGCAUGCUAAACCAUUCGAUCUCAAUUAUCAGAAGAGCAACUUCGAAGCAGACGCUCUGGAAGCGCAGAAACAUGACGCCAAAAUCAACAGUUUAACUCAUGAAAAAGACGCUCUUAUGCAAGAAAUACGUCAACAAUCGACAACAAACGCCUUUAAGAUUCAAAAACUUGAUCAAAUAGAUCAAAAGAAUUAUAAUCUAAAACAAAAUGCUAUUGCCAUUGAAAUGCAAGUCGAAUUCACAAGAAGCAAAAUCACGAAUAUAUCCAACUCAAUCAUCGAAGCAGAAGGCUACCUUUUGACUUUGACUCGCCAAGUAGCCCAUAUAAACUCUUUGUUGAUGCAAAAACAAUCUCAAAGGGAGAGCGAACGCGCUGCGCUCUCGAGCUUUCAUGAAAAACUUCGCCACAUGAUUGUGUCUCUUGUCAAGCAGACCGAAGAAAAUGCUCAGGUGAAAGUCAGCACCUAAGCAUUUAUUCAAAAAAAACACUUCAUUGACAAAACCAACGCAACCCCGAUUUAGUGAACAUGUCAAAAAUAGAUCAGCCCCCGAGUAUCGGCACCUCGAAGACUACUAAUUUACAUUUAUAUAACUACAACCUUCGUGUUGUUCCUGAAAAAUAAUCUAAAGCGUCAAAUCUCCUUACAUUUGUCCUAGUUACCACUUCACAUCUGUUUCUUGGACAUCGUCAACGAGCAAACUCCAAUUUAUCCACUCGCGGACUACCUAUAAAAUGCUCUAUGGUACUCAAAUAAAUUAUUUGUAUCCUCCAUCUUAUGUACACGAAAAAUAGGGUAAAACUUCAGCUAUUUCUCUCCUAGACGCCAACCAAACGAAUUUUAUAAAUUUUUUUUAGUUCUAGAACUAUUUUCUCUCUCUUCUCUCUAAUUCCACAGUAGUAGAUCAUACAACAGUGGACAGCGCUUCCAGCCAAAUGAUUGAAGAUACCAUCGACCGCUGCAUCUCCUCGUAGGAGAUACACACACCUCAACAAGGGUGCACAGAGCCUUUCUGAGGCCCCGCUCUGACUCCUCGCACGAGACCGGAUCGAUCAGGAGCUCGAUAUUUUUUUUAGCCAAGGUCAAUAAAACGCGUUUCGGUGCUCACAUGCGAGAGUUUCACUCUGCCACACACCG